Molecule: messenger RNA, 654 nt
Organism: Mycotypha africana
Lineage: Eukaryota; Fungi; Mucoromycota; Mucoromycetes; Mucorales; Mycotyphaceae
Product: histidine phosphatase superfamily
Exons: 3
Coding region: 1-654 (217 amino acids)
Biological process (GO): regulation of pentose-phosphate shunt; fructose 2,6-bisphosphate metabolic process; positive regulation of DNA repair
Cellular component (GO): cytosol
Molecular function (GO): fructose-2,6-bisphosphate 2-phosphatase activity
Source: RefSeq, a predicted model, not a curated record
AUGUUAAUGUUAACAUUGGUUCGUCAUGGAAAUACAGACGCGAAUAAUGAACGCUGGUUACAAGGGCAUAUAGAUACCGUUCUCAAUCAAAAUGGGUUGAUGCAGGCAGAACUUUGUUCGAAGCGAUUGCAGCAUGAACAUUAUGACCACGUCUAUUGUAGUGAUCUAGAGCGUUGUAAACAGACAACAGCAGCCAUUGUAAAGCAUCACCCACAAGUUAGCGUUGAUUAUAUUUCUUUGCUACGCGAAAGGGAUUUUGGAAAGUUAUCUGGUAAACCUUUGGCUUUCCUCACUACAGAAUCACAACGUCAAAAGUUAUCCAUGAACAACUUCAUUUCACAGCAUGGAGGAGAAAGUGAAGAGGUUUUCAAAGAGCGAAUAAUUACGGCUUGGAAAUACAUUAUUGACGAUGCAACAUCGAGGCGAUUUAAGUCCGUUUUAGUUAUUACUCACGGUGGCCCACUUAAAUAUCUUUCAAUGUACUGGUUAGAAAAUGGUUUUCAACCUGCAGAGGACAUAGCAGUAGCACCUGUUGCUCAAGGCAAUACAGCAGUUACUCGUGUAAAUUACAGGGAAAGGAAAAUCGAUGUGUUCAACUCCACGUCGCAUUUAAAGGAUCUAUACUCAAACCAACCACCACCACCUGCUGUGUAA